Molecule: messenger RNA, 1919 nt
Organism: Haliotis rufescens (red abalone)
Lineage: Eukaryota; Metazoa; Mollusca; Gastropoda; Lepetellida; Haliotidae
Product: sialate O-acetylesterase-like
Exons: 10
Coding region: 29-1705 (558 amino acids)
Biological process (GO): carbohydrate metabolic process
Molecular function (GO): sialate O-acetylesterase activity
Source: RefSeq, a predicted model, not a curated record
UGUGGCAAAAGUGUGCUAUUCUGCCGACAUGAAGAAAUGCGUAUCUUUCUUUUUGUUGGUAUUUCCAUGCAUUGGAUAUACGUGUGCAUCAACGCAAGGGCUUUCCCACCGAAACUUGAGUUUCGCUAGUUACUAUGGUGACCACAUGGUUUUACAAAAAGCCCCAAAGAGAGCCAACAUCUGGGGUUAUGCAUCAAGAGUCUCGGAGAUUGUGCGUAUCUCUCUUGACGCCACACCGCUUGGCACAGCAAGGAGUAGGAUGGGCCCUUCUCCAGGGACGAAUGUUUGGUCAUUCCAACUUCCGGAAACGGCGCCUGGAGGGCCCCACACACUCACUGCAGAAACCAGUCAAGAGAGGAUAACUCUAUCUGAUGUAAUGUUCGGCGAUGUGUGGAUCUGUUCCGGGCAGAGCAACAUGCAGUUUACCUUGAAUAUGGCAUUUAAUGCUUCUGAGGAGAUGGCUGAUGCCGAGAACCAUCCAGAUAUCCGGGUAUUUACAGUAACACUUGGAGGCUCUAGUACCCCUCAGUACGACCUACUGUCCGUGGAGGAGACAUGGUCGGUACCCUCUAAUGAAAGCCUUGGACAUUCGCCAUGGUCGUACUUCUCUGGUGUGUGCUGGUUGUAUGGGAAAUACCUCUCAUCCACCCUAAAAUAUCCUAUCGGUCUCCUGGCAACGUCUUAUGGAGGGACACGUGUAGAGUUGUGGUCUUCUCUGGAUGCUCUUAAGAAGUGCAACAUGGACAGCAACACGCUCAGGGUCGGAACAAAUUCAAGACAGGACCAUGAUGCAAUGGGUUUCUCGUCACUUUGGAACGCAAUGGUCAGGCCGCUGGUGAAUAUGACAAUAUACGGAACCAUUUGGUAUCAAGGAGAAUCCAAUCGCCAUGCAGACACUGGUGUGUCUACCUAUGACUGCACGUUCCCCGCCAUGAUAGACGACUGGAGAAUGAAGUUCUCUCAAGGAUCGGGGUCUCAAACAUCAGAUGUAUUUCCGUUUGGCUUUGUACAGCUUGCCCCAUACAGAAACAAUGACACCAUUACUACCGGCUUCACAGACAUUCGGUGGCACCAGACAGCUGACUAUGGCUACGUCCCUAACGACAGGAUGAAGAAUACCUUCAUGGCGGUGGCCAUGGACCUGCCGGACUUCUCGUCUCCGUAUACAGGAUCGUGUGAAGAACAUCGGAACCUUGCAAGUGCUACCCUAAAUUUUCUAAGGCUAACACUGAAAAGUAUUCAUCCCCGUGACAAGCAGGACGUGGCACAGAGGUUGUGUACAGAGGGCCUGGCUGUCGCCUACAACCGAACGGAGAUGGUGAACCUGCGUGGACCUUUCCCUGCAGCGUUUCGUGUACCCUCCGUUGACAACAGAACACUUGUCGUAACCUAUAAUAAUCAACCAAUGGGAAUCGAAAUAAGAUCGAAUGAUGGGUUCGAGGUCUGCUGUAUUCAAACUCCGACAACUGAUGUGUCGACCUACUGUGCUCUGUCUGACGAUGUGUGGCGCCCCGCACCCAUACAGAAGUCAGAUACUACGUCUGUGACGCUCUACUACGGGCAGGCAUGCAACUCUCAGGAGAAGCCCUCCAUUGGGGCUAUACGUUAUGCAUGGAGGGAGUCGCCAUGUCAGUUCAAGAAGUGUGCUGUGUAUAACAAACUCAGUGGUUAUCCCGCUCCUCCAUUCCUCAGAUAUAUUGUGUAGUGGUUUUAUAAAACUCCAAGUCUUCAGAGCAUUAUAUUUUAGGAUACGCAUCUGUACACACCAUUUAUAAAUGAAUUAACCUUCAAUGUAUGAGUUGUCUCUUUUCAAAUCAUGUUACCUCCGGAUCCACAACAUUACAUCACAAGUGUAUUUUCAGUGCAACGAAUACCCAUUCAAAACAUGUUGAAAUAAAUAGUGUAUAUCUAUCAUAAAA